AUUUGAUCCAAGUUUCUAAACCUUAUAUCAUCCCCGCCACCGCCGCCAUCGUUCUCCUCAUCCUCCUCUAUUAUUGCGGCAGAUUGUUUAUCACAAUAAUGAGAUCUCUCUUUUCCUAUUUUGGCUGCGACACUGUCUCUGGUGGGAAGGUAAUUAAGAUGAUGAUAGCUCCCGGAACCAGAGGGGCUCUUGUGAUAGUCAGGUCUGUCUUUGAAAGCAACCCCCGUGGUUACUUUCGUGGUCUCCGAGGAAAGUAGUCGUGAUGAACAUGAACAUGAAAUUCUCUUGGAAUAAUAAGCCUUUUAUGUACAUGUUUGAACUAUGUAUGUUUGCUCUGUCAACAGUAUUUCUUAUUUUCCAUGCUCACCAACCAUCCAACCAUGUGGAAUGUUUUGUAUCAACUCUUUGCUCAACAGAUGUUUGGGGUUUGAAGGAUUCAGAUAUUUUUGCAAUAUGUAAUCAGAAAGAACUGUGUAUGUGUGGCUUUAUUUUCAAUAUACUCAGCUAUAGGUUUGGAUUA
Messenger RNA from Camellia sinensis, 520 nucleotides. The record is from RefSeq and is a predicted model, not a curated record. NCBI's taxonomy places the organism in Eukaryota, Viridiplantae, Streptophyta, Magnoliopsida, Ericales, Theaceae.